This is a messenger RNA of Acaulospora morrowiae, 1419 nucleotides long. NCBI's taxonomy places the organism in Eukaryota, Fungi, Glomeromycota, Glomeromycetes, Diversisporales, Acaulosporaceae. The record is from the annotation of a GenBank genome assembly.
AUGUCUUCCCAUGAUAUUCUAUAUAAUGAAAAGACAAAUGAAGCUUGGCAAAGAGCAUUUGCUUCUUUGAACUGUAAUAUAUUUAAUAGAUUUCUACUUGGAGAAAUAAACCGUCAGAAAAAGUACCUUCGUCGUCAAUUCGAGAACGAUCCUACAUUGACAGAUUCAGAAAAACAAAGUUUAUUCGUUCGGCUUCAACAACAUUACGAGUUGGUUAAAAUCGAAAGAUCAGGCAGAAAGCGUCAAUGCGGUGAUUGUCAUAGUAGGUGCCAAGCGACGGACUUCUGUGAGUUGUGCAUUCGAAAAUACUUGAAGAAUAAUUUUGGAAAUUGGUCUUCUGGAAAUAAUGAGAUUGAUGUGUUAAUUCAAGAAUGCCAACAAAAGACUGUUCAACCUGAUUACAUCGUAGAAUGGAUCGAUUACGACCAAUUUCAGAGUAUAGUGUAUAAGACGGAAGGUGGAUACGCCACGAUCUACACGGCAAUAUGGAAAGUUGGAUCUUAUUUUAAAUGGAAUCACGAGACACAGUCUUUGGAAAGAUUUGGUCGACAUAAAGUCAUAUUAAAAAAAUUGAGAAAUUCUGCAAAAGAUGGAAACUGGUACCAAGAGGUUAGAUCGCAAUUUGUCCUUGAUAACACAUCGCGAUAUCUAGUGAAAUGCUAUGGAAUAACAAAGGAUUUACAAAGCGGUGACUACAUGCUCGUGUUAGGUGCUUAUAAUUGCGAUUUACGGCGAUAUUUGGCAGAGAACCGCUUGUCGAUGACCUGGAUUCAAAAAUGCCGAAUUUCCAGAAAUAUAGCUGACAGUCUUAGCAAAAUUCACGAAAAAAAAUUUGUCCACCGAGACCUGCACUCCGGCAAUAUUUUAUACAAGGCUCGUGCUGAUAACUGGUUUAUUAGUGACAUGGGUUUUUGUGGUCCCUUAGACAAACCCCUGGGAAUUUUAAUGUGGGAGAUCGCCACAGGAGAAAUCCCAUUUGUUAAUAUGGAACAUAAUUAUGAUUUGGCCUUGGCGAUUAUUAGUGGUAUGCGUCCCAAGAUUCAUGAAAAAAUUCCGGCCGAAUAUGUUCGGAUGAUGAGGCGAUGUUGGGAUCCUAACCAGGACAGCCGACCGAGUGCAAUAAUAGUAUGUUUAGAACUUGACGAAAUUUUCAAGAAAUUACAUAAAUCAAGUAUCAUUGAGCACAAAUGUUUGAAAACGGGAAUCGUGAAUUUAUUCAGAAACAAAGCUAUGAAUGAAAAGGACGAGAAUGAUAUAUUUGAAGAUGACCUCACCACAACACCCAUUCCUAAGAUAGUUGUUAACCAAGUUAGUAAAUUGUACACAUUUCCCAACAUGAAUGAAUAUGAAAGCCUAACUUUAGAGUUUGACUCUCGGCAAUACGAAUUAAGUAUUUCAGGAGUGAUCGAAAAUCACUAA